AUGGCGGAGAAGUACCCCGAGGCUCAAAUAGUUGGAACGGACCUCAGUGCAAUCCAGCCUGGAGCUGUCCCACCUGGGGUGCAAUUUGAGAUUGACGAUUGGGAUGACGACUGGACGUACUCGGCACCAUUCGACUUCGUGCACAACCGCUUCAACUGCACUGCCGUAAGCAACUGGUCGCAAAUAUGCAGCAAAUCGUUCGCCGCGCUGAAGCCCGGUGGAUGGAUCGAGCUCGCAGACCUCACAAACCCUCCCCACUCCGACGACGGCUCCAUCCCCAUCAACAGCCAACUCUGCCAAUUCUUCAUCGAACUAACCGAAGGCUGCUCAAAAGCCGGCCGCGACUUGCACGCCCCAAAGAAAUGGCCCAGCUACGUCUCCGAAGCCGGAUUCACAAACAUCCACGAGCGCACAUUCAAAGUCCCCAUCGGCGGCUGGCCCUAG
Messenger RNA from Fulvia fulva, 444 nucleotides. Its product is annotated as Methyltransferase pytC. Lineage: Eukaryota; Fungi; Ascomycota; Dothideomycetes; Mycosphaerellales; Mycosphaerellaceae. The transcript is spliced from 3 exons. The record is from RefSeq and is a predicted model, not a curated record. The coding region runs from base 1 to 444 and encodes 147 amino acids.